Molecule: messenger RNA, 6684 nt
Organism: Macrobrachium nipponense
Lineage: Eukaryota; Metazoa; Arthropoda; Malacostraca; Decapoda; Palaemonidae
Gene: Syx18
Product: syntaxin-18-like
Exons: 7
Coding region: 246-1439 (397 amino acids)
Biological process (GO): retrograde vesicle-mediated transport, Golgi to endoplasmic reticulum
Cellular component (GO): SNARE complex; membrane; endoplasmic reticulum
Source: RefSeq, a predicted model, not a curated record
UUAUGUGCAAAGGUGGUGCUGUGUUUAGCAGCAGCCCCUUUGGGAUGAAUGUAGAAACAUAAGGAAAGAUGUUAAAUUUCAUAAAUGUAAGCAAAAGACUUGAAUAUAAACAAAAGCUGGUGAACACUCAUGUCAGUAACUGGCAGGAACCAGGCCAUGGCAGUAGUCUUCAGUUUUACCUUAAAAAGUAUGCAAAUUAGUAGGUUAAAUGACUGAGUGGCAACAUAGUGGCAACAUCUCCUGGAAUGCUGCCAUCUUCCCGAAAAGUACUUGAAUUUGCUGCCAUGAGCAUCAGUCAAGAGUUGUGGCCCAUCCAGGUAGAACACCGAGACCUUUACUCUCCUUUCGAAAUGACGGUGGAAACUGCAGCCAGCAUGGACUUAACAACGCUGUUCAAGUCAUGUGUCAAGACCAUCCGAACAAGAAACAAAGCUAUGGGUGUCAGUCUUCCCAAAACCAAGAUCUUUCCAAAUUCGUCGCCGAUGUCCCAGUUUUACACCAGGGCUCGAGAUAUCCACAGUAAUAUCAUAAGUCAUCGUAAUUUACUUCGAGAUCAUCAGAGAAAAUACUUGAUUGACAAUGAAGGUUCCAUGACUGAUAUUGAACGUAGUUAUAUGGAAAAGGUUGUUACAACAAAUUUGAGAAUUAUUGAUGACAACAUCAAAACUCUUCGCAUAGAAGUAGACGGAGAUCAGCAAGGUUCGAGUGAUGCCUGUGAGUGCAGAAAGAACAUCCUCUCUACCUUGGAGAUUAAUUUUCAGCAGGUCAACUCCCAUUUCAAAGAUUUAAUGAGUAAAAGGAAAAAGAAACUAAAAGAUAAGGAGACCUUAAUGAAACUACAUCGACCGGGUGGUUUAAAGAAACGACAAAGUACUACCACAGAAGAAUCCUCUAAAUCAACUGCUUUAGGUCAUACUCGAACAAAGUCUAAUUCUAGUCAAGACACGUGUGACGGCUCCCAACCAGACUCAUGGGGACCAUCUUCAUUAGAAAGUGCUGGAAAUACAGAGGUUGCAGGGGAAAGUAAGCAAGGCGAUUCACCUGUAGUCACCCAGAAUAAUGUAAUGCCAUCUCCAGUAGAAGAAGAAAUAGAUAAUAUGCUUGGGUCUUUAAGUAGUGAGGAGAGGCAACUCUUGGAAGAAGAAAACCUUCACCUCUACAAGGAGCUCAUGUCUAACCAAGAAGAAGUCCGGCAAAUUACAAGACAGGUUGUUGAAUUAGGACAGAUGCAAGACUUUUUCUCCGAGAAGGUUGACAUUCAAGCCCAUCAAAUUGAAAAGAUCCAGGAGACUAUAAUGGCAGCUACAGAAAAUGUUAAAGAGGGAAAUGAACAGGUACGUGAGGCGAUGAGGAAAGAUGCUGGAUUCCGCGUGUGGAUUAUGUUUUUCCUAAUAGUUAUGUCAUGUACGAUACUUUUCUUAGACUGGUAUAAUGGGUAAAUAUUUCAUCAUUUCCAUUGAUUGUCUUCUGCACAAACCUAUUCUUUUUACUGGUGCCAGUAAGGUAGACGUAUUCACUGGUUGAAAAGUUAUCCUGCUGCUAACUACAGACACUUUUACAUAUGAAUUGUUAAUUUGUUAAUUGUUUGCAUAUAAAGUGUUAAUUUGUUACAAGAUACAGAUAUACUUAGUUUCAUUACAAGCCCAUUAAGUAUAUAUAAGCUUUUUUGCGAGUCCCAAAUGUUCCCAGUUCACCAAUCUUUUUGUUUGUCAGACAGAUGGUAAGUUCUUCUUGCAUGCACUAACUAGGUAUACGGACAUGUUUCAACUGAAAGCAUCACAUUUUGUGAAGCUGUGGUUGUUUAAAUCUCUCUUCACUUAUUCGGUGUUUUAAUAGAGAGGAUUCCUAAUCCAAUGCUGCCUACUAAUUAAUUACAUAUUUUCUAUUGAUCAUGAUUUAUUGAAGCCAUUUUCCACCAUGCAUUGAGUUGGGAAAGAUUUUUUUUCUUUUCCCAUCUUGUUUAUUUUACUGCAGGGAAGAAUAACGCUGCCUUUAGUUUUGCUUCUGUGCUUUGUAUUUGGUUAUUUUGAUGUAUUACUUUGCAUUUACAUAAAAAUUACAAAUUUUGUAUUUUUUUGAGCUUGCUUUCCUAGUAGUGAUGAUCUUACUAUAGUGUAGGCAAGCUAAUGUAUUUUUCACUAAUUAUUUUGAUUUUAUAUUAGGGCAUUCAUCAUGAAGCCAUGCUAUUUUGAAACAUACUAAGUAGGAUUUAGUUCCCAUAAGUUCCCACUGCAUUGUAAACUGUAAUUGAAUGAAAAUAAAAAAUUUAACCUAGAAUUAUACCGGAUUUAAAGGAAUUACUGUAAUAAUACCAUGACUUUAAUUUGUUCCAUUAAGAAUCAAAUCACUUUUCUCAUAACAAACACCUAUUCACAAUUCAGAGAUGUCUAUAUUCUUAUGUCUUAUAGACAAAGGAAUCAGAAGAACUAGGAGCACCCUUGUUUGCAUGUGCACUUUUGAACCAUUGGUAGGUAGCAACUGUCUUCCUCGUUCAUGUUUCUUCCCAGCUUUGGUCUUAACAGCUUUGGAAAACUCUCCUUUGUUAACGCUGACUUUGAUUUGUCAAUUUUGUUUACCGUCUAAUUCCUUUACUAGUCUUUUCUCCAGAAAAGUGCGUUAAUAACUUUGAUUACUUAUAGGUUGUGUUUAGCAAGCUUCCCUAAGUAUUUUAGCAUACUAUUUUUGACUGUGUAAGGAAUUUCACAUUUUCUUUAUUGUUAGCAUAUAAUUCAGGUACUUUCACAGAUUCUGUACGUAUAUUUCCUGUAAUUUUGGUGGAUGGAGCUGAUUUUUCCAGAUUAUCUGUCAUCUUUUGUUUUGGUAUUUUUACAUUUUUACUUCUCAUAUUUAAUUGUUGUAUUAUGUACAAUUGUUUAUGUAUACUGCUUUUUCAGUACCUUAUGUUUUGAUUGCGCACUAAUAUGUUAUGUUUCACUACUGACCAGGUAAGGUCAGUCAUGCCUUCAUAUCAUUGCUGGAAACAGACCCUCCUAUACUAUGUAGCAGUUACUGGGUCCUUUGCUGCCUGCCAACUGUCACUUGCAACACUUGAGGGGUUAGUAGUAAGAUCAGUGGUCACACUAUAAAAAGUGGAGAACUUAUUCUUGUAAAGUAGAGAAGGACAAGUGAUGUAAUAAUGAGAUACUGUGCAUAUUUGUUCGAUAUUAUUGAAAUAAUAUUCAGUAUUGUGGUCAGCAUCUGGAUCUUCCUCUUCUCUGGUUUAAGUUAAUGAGCAUGAGUGAAGCAGUUCCUCAUUUGGUCUCAUCAGGCAGAUACUGGAGAAGUUCCAAGCCUCUUACAAUAUCAGGUUGAUUCUUAUAGCUCCCUUUGGCUAUAGCAGGAUUGGUUCAAGGAUUUAGUAUUUAUGGUGGUGGACAGUCCAGCAAGUCUCUCGCUGUCAUAAUGUCAUAGAAUUAUCAGUGUAGGCAAUCUUUGUCUUCACACCUAGAAUUUAACAGGUAAGGCUUCAGAUGCAGAGGUCUCACAAAGGAAGCAUAGCUGUAGCCAUUGCAAGAUCUUGAAUGACUUCAAUAGCAACUUCUACUAGGUCAAGUGGAACCAGUUUUGUAGUUGGUGAAGUGGAAGGGGCAUUUAUCCAGUCAGUUCCAAUAUACCCAUAAUUGCCAAUUGGGUAGCAAGAGGUUUACUGAGACACCUGUAGUUCCAGAUGGUAUAUUUUUGGAGAGACUACCUUCCCUUUUCUGACAUACAAAUAAAUGGUGAACCUGGGAACAUUCAGGAUAUGAACAAAGCCCUGUAUGUGAUCAAUAUGUAUGUAUGAAAAACCUUUGUUAAAAUAACGUUGUUUUUUUUAGGAUGACAUAGUUUUUGGUUUGUAAUAGCAUGGAAGUUUUUAACCUACUGCAAAAGUAGUGUUAACUUGACAGUGCUCUAUGCAAAUGAAAGGAAUAAAGUUUUCAUUCUAGUGGUGGUCAUUAGCUGACAUCGAAUUCCUACUCUUCCUGUUUUCUCAGAAUGUUAACUUCGUAAAAGGUACCAUCAAAGUUUCUGGAAUUACAAAGAUAAAGUUUUCUGGAAGUGUGAGAAUUUCCACCCUGACCCUUGAGAUUCUAGUGACAUCAAAUUAUGUGACCUGAAGAAAAUAAAUUGAAUUUAAAUAUAUUAUAAUCAGAUAACUUUAGAAUGGCACUUGAGACUGUUUGGGGAUGGUUUAACUAUCUCAUGUGAAAGAAAUGCCUGUUCUGAGAGAAUUAUCAUAAACAAUUGAAAACGAAAAAUGAUAAAAACUCUACUAAUUUAGUCCUCUGUUUUUAUAUGCAAGAAAAGGGAGUUUUAUUUUGUUUUGUCAUGGGGCAAAAAGAUUGUUUAAAUCUAUUAUAUAUUUAUGACUAAUAUCAACACAUCAUGUGGACUACAUAUAAUUUUCAUAUUUUCCCUUUUUAAAGACAGUGCAUCAGUGUACAAUUUAUAUUGGAUUCCAAAUAAAUACAGCCAAAACCAGGAUUACAUUCGUAUUGAAAACAAUUAACAGCCGAAACUUGGUCAUUUUACUACUGAGAAGUUUUUGGACUCCCAAGAUCUUCAAAGGGUUAAUUUUGUUUAAAUUUACUAAAUUUUGUCAGUCAUUCCCAUGUUUUUAUUUAAAUGAUAUUUAUAAAUGACACUUCCAUCCUAUACUACCAUGUUUAGGAAUUAAUUGUAACUGGUGUAUAUAUGAAUAAUAUUUUGGAGAUUUGCUUCCCUGUUUAAGCUGUGGACACUUGGUGCUAAGGUGGUCUAGAUAAUUCACUUCAUUUUCCAAUUUUUGCUGUGCUAUGUCUUAUUUGCGAUAAGGUAAUCAAAGGUGCUAAAAUGAACAUACUUGCGAUAGCUAUGGUCACUAUGGAAAUGCUUUUUGAAGCCUCACUGUAGAAAUAGAGCUGCUGCCUUUUCAUAUAAGCAUUGAAUAAAGAGGUCAGUUUUAGUUUUAAAAUCCAAAAACUGAGAGGUGUUCAUGUUGGGAUGGUUGAAUAAUACAGGUAUGUUUAGAACUUGGAGAAAGGAAGAUAAUAAAUCCUCAUGGAAAACAAGUCUCAAUAUAGGUUUUGAAAUGACAAAGGAAAGUACUGUGUACAGUAUUUCUGUAUAUAUAUUUGUAUACCUCAGGCAAUUGUGCUCCUUUUACAUGUAUCACAAAUCAUUCCAAAUCUAGCUUGAACUGAGGAAACAAGAUAUCAAACAAAUUUUUCAAAUUAUGUCAUUGCUGCAAGCAUGUGAGAAACCUUUGAGGGAUUUUCACAAGUGCAAUUACAUUUGUAUGAUGGAUCAGUGUAGCAAAAAUUUAGAUAGGAUCACUGUUUAUAAUCAGUAAAAUAAAAUGUUUAAAAAUGUUUGCCUAUAAGAAUCCUUCCAUGCACUAGUGUUCUCUAAACUUGUGUUUGUAACAAUUAGUACAUGCAAGGAAAUCAAUACGAUCACUAUUUUAUGAUAAUAGCAUGAUCCUGUCCAAAAAUACAAAAGAUUGUGAAUGGUAUGUAGCUGGCUUUUGACUUACUACUGUGGUCAUUCUUCCUGGCAUGAUCUCUUGUUGGUCAUAGAAAGUUUGAUAAUUUAUUGAGGCCUUAACUUAGCGUAGCAUGAAGGCUGUAAAUAUAAUGAAUUCCUUCACUAGACUUGUGUAUUAAUAACUGUAUAGGUAAUGAAAGUUAGGAGUAAAGACCAACACAAACUUCCAAUGCCAGUAACUGAUUGGGAUGAUAUUCAGUCAAGUGGAGUAACCCCUGAGGUACUGAGAAAUCAGUUAUUAGUUGGCUGUUCGAUACUGUUAAAAUUGUAAGUUUGCCAUUCAUAUGAACUUUAGACUCUGUUAGUCUUGUUCACAGAUAAGGUAUACUACACUGAAUUGUUUUUACUGUCCCAUAUUUGCAUCAUCUGUAUUGUAAUGUACAGUAAACAAUAAAAAAUAAUUUAACAUCAGUUCAGACAGUGGGAUCCUCAUAGUGGGAAAUAUUUUGUCUCUCCUUCACCUACCAUUGUGUUUUACAUCAAACAGUCAGUCUGGUGCCUCAGAUGUGUGCAGUACCAUUACUAAUUAGGGAAUUAAUUUCUUAUGAAAUAUCAGGUAUUUUAAAAAUUUGUAUUGUCUUUGCUUGCACUAUUUUUGUGUGUAAAACCCAUUUUCAUGUAGAUUUUACAGCAGUAUACUUUUCACAGUGGACAAUAGGAAAUUUACUGGCAUCCAUGUAAACAGGGUAGUAUUUAAUGUAAGUUUUAUGCAAGAACAUAUCUUUAAGAAAUAAAGUACAUAGUGUAACAUAUUAUGAGUUAUAAUGGUGGCAUAUUCUUUAAUAUAAUUCACUUUGCUUUCAUGACAUAUGGUUACUAAACAGAGUAUUAUUUAACUUAUUUUCUACUUAAUGUCAUACACAAUUUCAACUGAUAUGAAUGUCUUUAGGCAAAAACGUUAUCUGCAGUUUCUUUUAUGUAUCUGUUCUAUACUUUGUAUUAGAAGUGACGUAAUAUGAAGCUUGAGCUUUCAGAUGAACAAGAGAUGCAAGUAUGUUCGAUAUCAUCUUUCAUAUUGAAAGCUUACAUAGUGUUCGGCUUGUAUAGUAUCUGAUAUUGAGAUAUUUGUUGGAGAACUAUAGUUAUAUUGUACUUCUCUGUAGAGUUAUUUUACUCAUGGAGAAACCUGUUUGUAGUGUUGGCCAAUACAGUACCAUAAUAAAUGUUGAACAUCAGUUA